Fundulus heteroclitus (mummichog) is the source of this 2250-nucleotide messenger RNA. It is a transcript of the gene aldh4a1, whose product is annotated as aldehyde dehydrogenase 4 family, member A1. The record is from RefSeq and is a predicted model, not a curated record. The transcript is spliced from 15 exons. Gene Ontology annotation, molecular function: L-glutamate gamma-semialdehyde dehydrogenase (NAD+) activity. The coding region runs from base 231 to 1901 and encodes 556 amino acids. Lineage: Eukaryota; Metazoa; Chordata; Actinopteri; Cyprinodontiformes; Fundulidae.
UCAACCAGCAGCGUUUGUUCCUGUAGCGCUGUGUGUCUGUGAGGGAGGGGGGAUUCUGAGGCGGACCGCCCCCCCCAGCAGACGCCUCCCCCCCCCAGCCCCGGAGGCAGGUGGCCAGGCUUCGGUCAGCUCGCUGAUCGCUUCGCUCGGUUAUAGAUCAGCUCACCUGGGCUGGAGCAGAACCAGCAGCCGCCUUCCGUCUCCACGUCUCUUCGGUUCCUCACGGGAAGAUGCUCCGUGUCCGGCUGCUGCUGGGCCGGUCCUGCAGGGGGUUCAGAACCUUCUCGGCUGCAGCCGUGGAGGUGAAGAAUGAACCCAUCCUGGGCUUUGAGGCGGGGAGUCCAGAACGGGCCGAGCUGCAGAAGGCUCUGGACAGCCUGAAGGGGAAGACGGAGGAGAUCCCCUGUGUGGUCGGAGAUGAACACGUUUGGACCAGAGACGUCCGAUACCAGCUGUCUCCCUUCAACCACUCACACAGGGUGGCCAAGUUCUGCUACGCUGACAAGGAGCUGAUCAAUAAGGCCAUCCAGGCCUCGGUGGCAGCCAGGAAGGAGUGGGACCUGAAGCCGGUCCAGGACCGGGCCCAGAUCCUCUUCAAGGCUGCCGACCUCAUCAGCGGACCCAGGAGAGCCGAGAUCGUGGCCAAGACCAUGAUUGGACAGGGUAAAACGGUGGUUCAGGCUGAGAUCGACGCCGCCGCAGAGCUCAUCGACUUCUUCAGGUUCAACGCCAAACACGCCGUGGAGCUGGAGUCCCAGCAGCCAAUCAGCACCAAGGAGAGCUCCAACACGGCGCUGUACCGCGGGCUGGAGGGCUUCAUAGCAGCUGUGGCUCCCUUUAACUUCACCGCCAUCGGAGGAAACCUGGCAGGGACUCCCGCCCUCAUGGGUAACGUGGUCCUGUGGAAGCCCAGCGACACGGCCGUCUCUGCCAGCUACGCCGUCUACAGAGUCCUGCGUGAGUGCGGCCUGCCCCCCAACAUCGUCCAGUUCCUGCCUGCUGACGGCCCCGUCUUUGGAGACGCCGUCACCGCCUCACCGCACCUGGCGGGGAUCAACUUCACCGGCAGCGUGCCGACCUUCAAGCGUCUGUGGAAGCAGGUGGCCCAGAACCUGGACGUCUACAGGACGUUCCCCCGCCUGGCCGGAGAGUGCGGAGGGAAGAACUUCCACUUCGUGCACUCGUCUGCAGACAUCCAGAGCGUGGUGAUGGGAACCAUCCGCUCAGCGUUUGAGUACGGAGGCCAGAAGUGCUCGGCCUGCUCCAGGAUGUACGUUCCUGACUCCACGUGGCCGCAGAUCCGAGAGCAGCUGCUGGACGUGCACAGGAAGAUCCGCGUGGGAGAUCCGGUGGAGGACUUCAGCACCUUUUUCUCUGCAGUCAUAGAUGACAAGUCCUUCGCCCGGAUAAAGAGGUGGUUGGACCACGCCAAGUCCUCUCCAAACCUCAGCAUCAUCGCUGGAGGAAACUGUGAUGAUCGGAAAGGUUACUUUGUGGAGCCGACCAUCAUCGUGACCAAAGACCCUCAGGACCCCAUCAUGAACGAGGAGAUCUUUGGACCGGUCCUGACCGUCUACGUCUAUCCAGAGAAGAACUACCAGGAGGUUCUGCGGCUGGUUGACGGCACGUCGCCGUACGCUCUGACAGGAUCCGUGUUCGCCAGCGAUCAGAAGGUGAUCGAGGAGGCCGCCAGAGUCCUGAGGCACGCUGCGGGGAACUACUACGUCAACGAUAAAUCCACCGGAUCCGUCGUGGGCCAGCAGCCGUUUGGAGGAGCCAGAGCUUCAGGCACCAACGAUAAACCUGGAGGACCUCACUACGUCCUGAGGUGGACGUCUCCUCGGGUGGUGAAGCAGACCCACGUCCCCCUCACAGAGUGGAAGUACCCCUACAUGGGCUGAAGACCCCCCCCCCCCCACUGCUCCACCCGUCUGUCCUCCCUCCGUCCCUCUACCCGUCCCUCCGUCCAUCAUCUCUGUCCUUCCGUCUCUUCUUCCUGUCUGUCCAUCGGCUGACUCCCUGAAGACGGACCUCUGGUGUCCUCCUGGCCUCCGUCUGUCCCUCUGGGUUCUGGAGCUGGACGUUUGUCCAUCAGAGCAGGAGGACGUCCUCUGAGGUCAAGGCUGGAGGCUCCGUCAGCUGAUCAGUGGACCGGGUCAGAACCGCUGAUGGACCUUCUCAAUGUUUCUGUUGCAGUGAUUCAGUCUGACGCUAAUUAAGAAAAGCUGCUGAUAGAUUUUAAUCAGUCGG